Messenger RNA from Spirometra erinaceieuropaei, 1781 nucleotides. Lineage: Eukaryota; Metazoa; Platyhelminthes; Cestoda; Diphyllobothriidea; Diphyllobothriidae. The record is from the annotation of a GenBank genome assembly.
AUGUUCCGCCAAAUUAUAUUGCUCGUAGUUGUAUGCAGCACUUUUGGAGAAGGUAAAGUCUUGAAAACUUGGAUUUUAAAAACACGUAGAAUUGUGCUAUUUUUUCUUACUUCAUAUGACAUUAAAAUUGCAUCAUUUAAAGGAUCAGCAUCCAAUGCUAAUCACUGAAUUUACAAUUACAGAGUUCAAUAGUACUUUGGAAUUUAAACAGAACAGCGAUUACGUCUUCACGAAACAGCUGCAUGGGCAUGUGGAGGUACGUUUUGCCAAAUAAGGAGCACAAUGAUUUGCUAUUGUCAAUAAACUAACACAGAAGUCUUGUUUAUAGCGUAUGUUCGUGGACGGCGAGGAAAUUUCCAAUCCGAACAACGGAUCUCACUGUGUCGCGCCAAAUGACUGCUGGGAAGUCGUUGAACGUAAGGAAUGGAGCUCAUUUUGCGAUCCUCAACAUUUUUACCUAAACAAAACAAACUCAGAUCAUUUCCUAGUUUUUUGUCAAAUUUUAGCAAAAGUUAAUUUAUGAUGAAACCGCAUUUCAAAUAGAAUGUCUGUGAUGCGGCGAGUUGGUAGUAUAUUGCAGUGGGAAAAACACAGCUCUAUGUGAUAGUCAUACAUGAGUGAAUUUCGUAAUGUUCAAUCGAUAUUUUCUUCUCAAGCUGAAAAAUUGCUGGUCGCAUACGGUCUUCUCAAAGGAUCCACCGCAUCAUUUACGGUGGAAUCUGCGAAUAUGCCCCACCGCCACCCAGUUGGAAUUCAGUAUAAGAAGGCAGGCACGCCAGAUUGUAAGUGGAAAGGACAUGUCCCUCAACCUAUUCCAGCAAUAGGGCAUUUUUCAAAUUACGACCGCAGCCUACAGCAGGCAUUUUCCUUUUACUUGGGGCUGCUCAGUAGUCAGACACAUUAAAUAAACAGAGAAUUUUCUAUUUUCUAUUUGUGUAUAUUGAGUCCGUUUGCAUUUACGACUUAACCACGUUUCUCGUCCACCUUACGAGUUGAAUACGUGUCAAAAUGUCCCUUUUAGACGACGCACUGAAUUAUACAACGAGGCCUAUCGUGGCAAAAGAAAUUCUCGAAAAUGAAACUCUCGUUCACAUUCUAGUAUCCAGUUCGGAUAUCGGGGUAAAUAAUUACGUCAAAUAUGUAUGAUUGGAAUAUCAUUUUUGCCAAAUUCGGCAUAAAGAUUUCGAUUAAGUGAUACGAUUUGCAUUCAUAUCAUUCAACUAUGGCCACUGCUUGUGAACAGAGCGUCACGAAUUGGUUACCAGUCAAUAUGUUACUAAAAUUAUUUGCAAUCUACGACAAGUAAAAGAUUGUUAGUCGAUUUGAAUAAUUUUUAUUUGCCACAUUUUAUUCUAGAAGUAUAACAUCUGCCAUAACAUUUGGCCUUUCCAACAUUUUAGCAUGUAAACGCCACUGGAAAUAUUACAACGACCCAUAGAGAUUAUACUGCCAUCUCCAUAUUUGGAAAGACCGGUACGUGCCUGCUCUGAAGUGAAAAGCGCGUCCAAUAAGUACACAACAUUCAAGCGACUGCAACAUAAUAUUUUAGACGAUAUUCAUGCUCAUACAGCCGGUUUAACCUCUGCCUUUGUUUUUUAGGUGUGAUGGCGUUCGACGUUGUUCUCUUCACCGGCCACCUGGGAACCGAACCGCGAAUAAUGGAGAUAAUGUUCGGUAACGGCAGGGUUGACCGUAUUACGAUAACACCCUCCAAUAAACCCGAGGCGACAUCGCCAAUACUGACAUUCAUCGAUUUCGAGAAUUCUUUCAGGACGUAUUAA